Messenger RNA from Pecten maximus, 4829 nucleotides. RefSeq lists its product as uncharacterized. The coding region runs from base 397 to 1059 and encodes 220 amino acids. Lineage: Eukaryota; Metazoa; Mollusca; Bivalvia; Pectinida; Pectinidae. The transcript is spliced from 6 exons. The record is from RefSeq and is a predicted model, not a curated record.
GUCCAAAGUCGAGAAGAACAUCUCGUACACAGAUCUCCGUUAGCCUAUAUUUAGCCUCCAUCUGUCACAUGAAAUGCAUGUCUUCACAUUGCUCUGCUGAUAUCUCGUCACUAAGGAUAUGAAGAGUUCACACACGGAAGUAGGAGUGUAGAUGUAAAAGAAAACAUGACUAUUACGUCGGUCUGAAUUCUGGCAAAUAGGCAAACAACCACUUGUUUCUUGUUUCACACUCUGAGUUUGGAUCGUGAGCUAGUAAUCAUAAAAAGCUAUAACGUAAUUGGCUAGUGAUGACCGAGUUGCUGUGAUGUAUUUUAAUUAUCGUCUCAACUCUACAUAGAAUUCGAGCUUGUAUCUUGUAAAAAACCUAUUGUUAUAAACUUGACAAUUAACAAAACAAUGGAUUUAUUUGGAUGGAUGACAGUGGUUGUUUUCAGUGUCCUUGCUUCAGUGAUUUGUGUUGGAGCGAGUGACCACAAGUGCACAUAUAUGAGGGCAAAGACCAUCACGAAGUUUGAACAAGUGUACAAACCCUGUAAGCUGUCAUACCGAGCACGAUGUUCCUGGUUCAGCUUAGAUUAUUGUACUUUUUAUCAUGAACAGUACUGCAAUAAAAACUUCAAUACUUCCGAGACAGUUUAUGUCAAUGUGAUAGAGUGCUGUAAAAAAUAUGUGAUGGCGCCAAAUGGUACCUGUGUUCUUCUGUCAAAAGUUGAAAAUGACGAAUGGUACAUUAUGAAACAAAACGUUACAACAGAUGCUCCUGUAGAGAUAAUACCCAUCGGCAGUGGGCCAGUGAAGAGUCCUCAGAGUGGGGAUUCUAACAGUAUAGGCUCUAUCGACCCUAGUAAGGUGUCUAAAGUGGAGACCAAGGAUAGCAGUAUGACACUCUCACACGGAGCCUAUGCUGGGAUAGGGUGUGCCUUACUGUUCCUGGGUAUCAUAGGUGUUCUCACCUUUAUAGGAGUAAGGAAAAGACGAAGAAGAUUUGCGGCACAAAAAUCCUCCAGUGAACAAAGAGUUCCUAUCCACAUGGCUACAGAGGAAAAUCCGGAGACGUAACCAUUACAUGAGAUAUUUGAUGUUACAGGUUGGAAGUAAUUGUAUGUGGCCUUAUUGGCAACGCUGGACCUUUUGUCUACUGAACUACGCCAGCACAGCAAACAAUCCAAUAUGCUGUAGAUAUUGGCAUACAUGUACAUGUAUAGUGCAGACUUUUUUUUUGUUGUUGUUGUUUUUUUUUAAAUCAGCGUGUGUGAAAAAUGACUUUGUAUCUGUAUAACGCACCAGCAAUUUAUCAGCCAUUGAUAGACGCCAUUUUAUAUUGGAUUUGUUGUCUCCCCUCGCCAUUAGGAUAAUGAGGAUUGGUACUAAGGUAUCUUAGUAUUACAUUGUAGGUUAUAGUUUAUAGGAAAGAGAUUCGCCGUUAAAUUAUAGGAAAGAUUCACCGUUAAAUUUUAAACAGUGACAGGAAAGGUAUUUGCUGAACUGCUAAUGUCAAUCUAGUUCCUGAUCAAAGGAAAUGUGGACUUAAUUGAUGUUGGUAGUUGUAGUUAGGAUAUGAAAGCAAUAAUAUGAUAUUACAGAUGGUGACUGACAAUUAGUUUUGUUUUAAAAGACUAGAUUAAUAGUCAUAAAAGCACAGUCAUGUAUAUAGUGAAAUUCUAUAAAUGUACUUUAAAUAUACAACUGAAAAAUUUGACAAUGCAAGUUAUUCUUGACAAGAAGUUUUAAGUAUUAAGCAGAUAACUGUUUAUGAAUCAUAACACAUGUAUAAUCCUUAUAUAAUUUGAAUAUUAAUUAUUUUGUCUGAAGGGACAUAGAAAUUGUGAGAUUAUCAUUUUGUCAUCAUAUUUUGUUUCUUCUGUAGUCUAAUUAAUGAGAUUCAAACAUAAUUUGAAGUUUAUUUUGCUCAACUCUGUAAAGCCUUUGCAAUAUUGGAGUAUACAACAUAUUUACAUGAAUAUUCAACAAAAUCUUACAUGUUGUACCAUGACUUUCAAAAAUAGAUUUUAUCAAUAUCUUAUUGCAUUAUUGAAACAGAUAUUUUAUUGUGUGUUGUCAUUUAGAUACGGUGACAUAUCUUGGGAGCCAUCUAUAAUAGUAGGGAGGUUCAAUGUAACAUAAUGUCAUUAAAAUCAUGUACGGGUAAAGAAGUCAUUGUGUAUAGUUUAACACUUAUUAUGUACAUGUAACUUAAAUUGGUUUGAGAUGAGAACUUUGGUAAGGGGAGUUAACUCUGAAAUAUCACCUUUUAGAGAAGCAUUAUGUAUUUAUCAAUCCUUGAAUUGUAAAUAACACAGGGACUGUUAAGCAUUAUUCUGCUUCCACCAUUUACAUGUGAACAUUAUAAAAAAAUAUUAUGGGGAGAUACCUGUCGGAAAGGACACUAAAUCCUAGGAAUUCAUUGUUUGGUACUGAUGCUGAAAAUUUAAAGUUUGAUAGGCAUACAUCAAGAUUUAUGUCAUACCCAGUAACACAGGCAUACAUCAAGAUUUAUGUCAUACCCAGUAACACAGGCAUAUAUCAAGAUUUAUGUCAUGCCCAAUAACACAGGCAUAUAUCAAGAUUUAUGUCAUAGCCUGGUAACACAGGCAUAUAUCAAGAUUUAUGUCAUAGCCUGGUAACACAAAAACUUAAUUGAAGGAGAAAACAAUCAUUUUUUAUUUCUUUAUUCUCUUCCCAAUGAAAAAUACUUGUUAUAUAAAUCUACUAUGGGUGUUUUCAAGUAUUUAUUAUUGAGUAAAACACAUUGUUUUAACCAGAGUGAUCAAAGGGUUGAAAUAUUUCAAAUGUGAUUCUUGUGUAUAACUUUUAUUGUUAAUGAAAGUAGAUGUGUGUGAUCUCAACAUUGAGUUUUUUUUGUUAAUUGUUUUUAUUUGUCAUUAUGAAUAUAGCCAGCGGCACUUUUCUUCGUAAAUUGAACAUCAUCUUAUUAUGUCCAAAACAGAGCAGGUGAUGAUUAUGUGUUAUCAUAAAAAAAAACAUUUGUCACUAUCAAAAUAAAUGUAGCAGUAAAUUUGAUGUUGUAACUUUUUAUGUCAGGUUACAUUUGUAGCUGCCAAGUUGCCUGCAAUAUGACAUACCAACUUUUUUCUCACUCUUUUACCUAUAAUUAUUAUGUAGUCUGUCAACGAGGUAUUUCUAACAGAACUGCUUACUUCAUGAUAAAUGAUAUAAUCAUUUAAAUUCUCCAUUUUACUAUACUGGGCCAAAUAAAGGUGGUUCCUUUUAUAUUUCAUUCUAGAUCUAUCUAUCUUUCUAGUACCAGUGUACAGUUUUGGUAUUUAAAUAUAUUCAAUUACAUCAUUGAAGCAAGUCGGUGUGAGUGAAUAUCUUUUGCAUGAUAUAUGAGAUUUCAAACAAAAAUGUCUUUUUUUUCAAAGAAAAGAGUAUUUGUUAAAUUGUUACGAAGAAUCAUUAUAAAGGAAGUCAUUAUCACCACAUACUACAGAUAUUUGAUGGUUGUCUGUCACUACAAUAUUUUUUUUUACAAAUACAGGACCUAGGAUUUGGUUUGGUUUGGUUUGUUUUGUUUAACGUCCUAUUAAUAGCCAAGGUCAUUUAAGGACGGGCCAGGUUUUUGAUGUGGAGGAAAAGCCGGAGUACCCGGAGAAAAACCACUGGCCUACGGUCAGUACCUGGCCACUGCCCCACGUAGGUUUUGAACUCGCAACCCAGAGGUGGAGGGCUAGUGAUAAAGUGUCGGGACACCUUAACCACUCGGCCACCGCAGCCCUAGGACCUAGGAAGCUUGGGAAUUCUUUACUUCAAUUUGUAUAAUGACAAUGUUUUGUGUAACUCCAUUUACAAUAUUUUUUUUUCAAUUGAAUUUGCCACCGUAAAUGCUGUUGAUAUUUACUAUUUUGAAUGUGUCUAGUCAUCUAGAACAAAAUAAACAUGUAUCUAUAACUAUAUUGCAGUAUGCAUGUUGUGUUUUAUCACAAUAUAUGUAACAGAAUCCUCUAUCACCUGCAUUUUAUCUCUAAUAACACAAAAUAAGUAUGCAUCCAUUUAAAGCCUUCAUAUUGAAUAAUAUUUAAGAUAUUUUGUGUCAUUCAAAAAUUCACGUUUCAACUAAAAGAAGUAAGAAUGUGGCAGGGAGAACCUGGAGUAGUUGAUAUGGAAGGCCAAUGUGUUGUGUAAGAGUGAUCUCCCUUGGUGUUAUGUUGAGAAUUGAUCAAUUGUAUCGCAGUGUGUUACAGUUUUUGUUUAACCACCUUUUAACAGCCAGGGUCAUUUAAGGACGUGCCAGGUUUUAGAGGUGGAGGAAAGCCGGAGUACCGGGAGAAAAACCACCGGCCUACAGUCAGUACCUGGCAACUGCCCCACGUAGGUUUCGAACCCAGAGGUGGAGGUCUAGUGAUAAAGUGUCGGGACACCUUAACCACUCGGCCACCGCGGCCCCCGAAACAGAUAUGCACUUCUGUUUAAGAAGAAAACAGAAGAAAAAAAUAAAUAUUGUGCCCUCUUUGAUUUUGGUGCUAAAACAUUCAAGAUUAUUUUAUGGUUCCAAUGUAAAAAGGUACAUGUAGCUUCAGAAAAUCUAUAGUGUUUGAUGUAAAUACUGGAUUGUCCUGUUGAGAUAUCAUACGACUAGUUUUAUAAUUUAACCUAUAUUGGAAAAAUAAUAUGAUGAUAAUCCUUGAUCUGACAUGAAAUGGUACGCCGUCACCUGCCAGAUCAUGUGGGUUUUCCCCAGGUACUGCCGCUUCCCACAUUAAGACCCCUUGCGCGCUUCCAUCUGGGUCAAAAAGCGUGAUUAUCAUAAGUUUUAUAACUUGUUUUGCAAUUGUUGUGAAAUAAAUAAACAUGAAACAUGACUGAUUUAA